Messenger RNA from Aureobasidium vineae, 2031 nucleotides. The record is from the annotation of a GenBank genome assembly. NCBI's taxonomy places the organism in Eukaryota, Fungi, Ascomycota, Dothideomycetes, Dothideales, Saccotheciaceae.
AUGCCGCCGUUCCGCCUCCAGAUCAUCAAGCACUCCGCCCGCCGCUCACCGUCCUUGGCGGGAACCCACCUGAAACACAGCCACCUUCUGCCAGCUCUCUAUCGCAGAAGUGACGUCGACAAGUUGGUCGUGCUUACCUUGGAGCGAGUCGUGACUUUGCUCCUUCCACUCUCAAAGGUGCCCAACAUGGAGGAUCUGCCAUUGAUUGAAGGUGGGNGGCAUCCAGGUCGCUCCUGGCUAUCUACAAUCUGGACUCUUCUCUGGAGUGUCUUCCUUCCUACUGCUGUCAUAUUAUCAACUGCCGUCACUGCUUUUAUCCUCACCCUGCCCGAUCGUUAUGACCCUCAACAGAAGAACGCCUUUGAGGAAGAAGACGACAAGAAAACAAAAUCUGGAGCACCUGAUGAUGCUUCAGUCACUGUUCUGGUUCUGGGCGAUAUUGGAAGAAGCCCUCGCAUGCAAUACCACGUCGCCAGCAUAGCUGCAUACCGAGGUCGUGUCAGUCUGAUCGGCUAUCUGGAAUCAGAGCUUCUGCCUGAAAUCAGAAAUAACCCUUUCGUCACCGUUAUUCCUCUUGCGCCUCCACCUGAGGCUCUCCGCAAUGCUAAUAAAAUGCUGUUCCCCAUCAUCGCACCUUUGAAGGUUCUCUGGCAAAUUGCUACUGUAUGGUAUGCAUGUGGCUACCGCACAAAAGCCACAAAAUGGAUGUUGGUCCAGAACCCACCUUCAAUCCCUACUCUGGCAAUCGCACAGGCCAUGUGCUUCAUCCGCCACACACGUCUGAUCAUUGACUGGCAUAACUUUGGAUACACUAUCCUGGCUCUCAAACUUGGAGACAGGCAUCCUCUGGUCAGGAUCUCCGAGAUGUACGAGCGCUACGUCGCACGUGCGGCAGAUGCUCACUUCAGUGUGACCAAUGCCAUGGCCAGAGUACUCAAGCAGCGAUUUGGCGUAGAAGCGGUACCUCUCCACGACCGACCAGCCGAUCAAUUCCAGCCCUUGAAUCAGACCCAACGCUCCGAGUUCCUGCACAGAUGCUCAGAGACCGCACACUAUGCCAAACACCUCGACCAUGGCAGCUACAAGCUCUUGGUCUCUUCCACCUCGUGGACAGCCGAUGAAGACUUUUCAAUACUCCUGGAUGCUCUGGUUGCUUACUCGGCAACCGUGUCAAUGGCUACCCACCACGCCUACCCCAAGAUUCUUGCCAUAAUCACAGGAAAAGGCCCCUUGAAAGAAUACUACCUCUCCAAGAUCUCCACCCUCACCAAGGAAAAGAAGCUUGCUAACGUCAAGAUCGCGACCGCAUGGUUGAGUAAUGAGGAUUAUGCUUCUUUGCUGGCUUCUGCAGAUCUUGGCGUUUCUCUGCAUACUUCAUCAUCAGGUGUAGAUCUCCCAAUGAAGGUUGUGGAUAUGUUCGGCACCGGACUGCCUGUAGUCGGCUGGUCGCGCUUCGAAGCCUGGAAAGAACUCGUCCGUGAAGGUGUUAACGGCUUUGGCUUUUCUUCGGCUGAUGGCUUGGAGACUUUGCUUGAAGAAUUGUUCGGCNAAAAGGGAGCGAGAACGCUGGCAGCGAUUCGUAAAGGUGCUCUGGAAGAGUGUGGAAGGAGAUGGGAGGAUGAGUGGUUCCCCGUUGCUGGCAAAUUGCUGGGGCUGAAGAAAGAGGACUAUGAAAAGCACAUUGCGAAGCCCGAAGUGGUUCCCGUUCAUGGCGGCAACACUCUUGCCUCUGGCCACGAUCAGAAGACUGCCAACAUUACUGAGCCCUACCAAGACUCGUCUGACUACAGUACUGGUCAGGCUCCCAUGAGCACUGGACGUGAGUCUACUGUUGCAAGCAGCUCUGGAGGUGAUGUUGACCGUGUCUCUCACGAUGCUACCCACGAUGAUACCCGCGAUGCUAUCCACACCGGUCCUACUACCAAUACUAUUGAGAACACUGCCACUGGCAUUGCCACUGACAUCCAAGGUGAAGAAGCUCAGCACACCUUCCUGGGCAAGAACAACCCUGUUUUGCAGGGUCUUGUUUAA